This is a messenger RNA of Sitophilus oryzae (rice weevil), 1045 nucleotides long. It is a transcript of the gene Apt1, whose product is annotated as acyl-protein thioesterase 1. Gene Ontology annotation, molecular function: palmitoyl-(protein) hydrolase activity; carboxylic ester hydrolase activity. The transcript has 5 exons. Bases 83 to 739 code for a protein of 218 amino acids. The record is from RefSeq and is a predicted model, not a curated record. Gene Ontology annotation, cellular component: cytoplasm. Gene Ontology annotation, biological process: protein depalmitoylation. NCBI's taxonomy places the organism in Eukaryota, Metazoa, Arthropoda, Insecta, Coleoptera, Curculionidae.
UGUCAAAUGUCCUUAUUGAGUGGUUAGAGAGUUUGGCGAAAAAGUAGAUAAAUUAGAUUAAAGAAAAAAGAAUUACUAGAAAAUGACUCCACCGGUCGUUUUGGCAGCUACUGCAAAACAUUCCGCUACGCUAAUUUUCCUACACGGAUUGGGCGAUACUGGACAAGGAUGGGCUCAAGCCAUGAAUUCUGUCAGGGAACCUUUCGUUAAAGUCAUUUGUCCAACAGCACAUACUAUACCGGUGACGCUGAAUGCCGGUUUUAGGAUGCCCUCCUGGUUCGAUCUAAAAACGCUCGAUGAAUCCGGCCCAGAGGAUGAGGAAGGAAUUAGAAAUGCAACUGUAUUUGUACACAACCUGAUUAAUAAGGAGAUUAGCGGUGGCAUUCCAUCGGACAGGAUUAUGUUGGGAGGCUUUUCACAAGGUGCCGCGCUGGCACUUUACUCGGCAAUGACUUUCACACACAGACUGGCCGGUGUCGUAGCUCUUUCCGGGUGGUUACCACUGCGAAAACACUUCCCGGAAGGUAAAAAAUGCCCAGAUGGUGUUCCGAUACUGCAAUGUCAUGGCGAUUGUGACCCGGUGGUGCCAUACAAAUGGGGCCAAAUGACAGCGUCCGCGUUGAAAGCGCUCACGACCAACUCCGAUUUCAAGUCCUACCGGGGCCUGAUGCACAACUCAAACGACGAAGAGUUGCGCGACAUCAAAGCUUUCAUCAGCAAGCACCUGCCUAGUCAAUAAUGUUCAAUUUGUUCCCUUUAAAAUUUAUUAAAUCGGCACUAGUAAGCGUGUAAGUAAAGGUCUUUCAUUUUCUUAAUGUACAUUACAUUGGAACCUUUGGUAUUACAACAGCAAAAUAAAACACUAAUUCACCACAAUACACCAAAACACUUUACUUCUAAACAAUGAACGCGCGUUUCGCUAUCUUUAGCAUCGCCAGCAGAUGAUUAAAACCAAAUAUAUUGCUAGUACUGCAUUUACACAAUGAGUGGAAAGUAAAGCCAAAGAGAGGAAAUAGGGAUAUCAAUCUUGCAUAAGUCCCCUUUU